AUAAUUAGUACAGUUGGUAGUAUAGUAUGUUAGAUGUUACGAAGUUGGUUUUCUUCAGUCUUAAUUUUGGCGCGUUUAUCACAUUUUGACAGUUUUGCAAAACUUGCAAGGAAGGGUCACACGUGAUUUCAUUCAACAAUGACGCGUUAACUAUUAACAACAAAACAACAGAACCUGGGUAAACAAAACAAAGGGUUGGAUGAGAAAGUUAAGUGUUCGUUGUUUGAAGGCUGCGUUUUUGAAAAUGGACUUUGUUUUCGUAUACGGCACCUUGAAAAGGAAUGAACCUAAUCAUACUUGGAUGGAGGACAAGGCUUUCGGAUACUCUCAAUAUAUCUGCAAUGGAGUCACAGUAGAAAAGUAUCCUCUGAUUAUAGCAACUAAGUAUAACAUCCCAUUCUUAUUGGAUGUGCCUGGCCAGGGUCACAACGUAACGGGAGAAGUGUACGAAAUAGAUUCUCCCAAGUUACAACAUCUAGAUGUGCUAGAACGGCACCCCGACUAUUAUGUUCGAGAAAUGAUAGAAGUGCAAUGUGGAGGGAAAAAGGUGUCUGCUUGGGUGUAUCUACUCCGGGAAUUCCGCCCACAUUUAUUAGAUGAACCAUUUCUCGAAGACUAUUCUUCGACUGGAGAUCACGGAAAACCCUACGUUGAGAAAGCAGAAAGAGAUUCCUCAUAUGAUGUUAAAAAGGAUGUUAAAUUAACUAACCAUAAACAGGUCAUCUAGUCUCAAUCCAAAAAUUAUUUUGGCAUUUCAACCAUGUGGAUCAAAAUUUGUGAUUAAUUUUGCCCCAACAUCAGUCCAAAGAAAAUAUUUAAGAAAAGGUCAAAUUUGGGACUUUGAAAGUAAAUGUCGUUAAAGGAGUGUAAAACCAAUACACUGAUAGUAUAAUACACAAUUGCAUAUUUCUUAUUAUUAAUAAGCUGGUUAUUGUUACAUCAAGAAGAUUAUAUUGCUCAAAUGUACUUCAAAUUAGUUCUUAAAUAAUACUCAAAAUAGUUGCUGUAUUGUGUAUCAUUAAAUAAAGUUAAUACAUAUUAAUAAAUUUUGCUGAAACAUUAAUAAAGUUUAACUAUGUUUAAUAUAAUUCUCUCACCCUCACACCACCUUGUGAAAUCCAUUCAAACUGGUUACUUACUGUAAUAAUUUAUUAUCGUGCAAAUAAUUGAUGGUAUAAUGAGUUUCAUUCUCAUUACUGAAUUC
Gryllus bimaculatus (two-spotted cricket) is the source of this 1204-nucleotide messenger RNA. The record is from the annotation of a GenBank genome assembly. NCBI's taxonomy places the organism in Eukaryota, Metazoa, Arthropoda, Insecta, Orthoptera, Gryllidae.